CGUGUACAUUUUAGUUUGAUGGUUCUUUGCCCAUUCAUGGCGUUAUAGAUGAAUAGAAUUUCUGACAGAAAUUCUGUCUCUAUGCCUGAAGGGGUUAAAUGAAGUCAGUGCCAGUGGGAGGAGAAGGAAGUUUAUUUUCCGUAAAGGUUUUUCUGUUGUUCAGUCGUUAAAUGAGGUCGCAAGUCAACUGAAGUCAGUAGAAUCGAAUAAAAGUGAGCCUCAUAUUACUGUGAGAUAUGGCCUCUUCCAUGACUACUGAGGCAAAUGGAGUGAGGGUAGUGACUCAUGUUAUCCCACUGGAGGAAAAAAUGGAGUCUCCGGAGGCGAGCUUGGUCAAACAAGAGAAGUCCAACCUGCCACCAAAAACAAGGAUGUUCCUGAAGGGGAAGCCUCUAUCACUGGGGUUGGUGCAGGUUUUUACUGGUUUGGUAAUCAUGACUCUGUGCACCGUCUCCCUACUUGUCGGCAUGCUACAUGCUGACUUUGUAGUCUUCCUUGGACUUCCUUUUUUCAUCUCUGGGUUCGUGGCAAUUGCUGCACACAAGAAAUCCAGUCUUGCUCUGAUCAAAGCCACUCUGGCCAUGAACGUGAUCUGUGUUCUGCUGGCUGCUGCAGGAACUGGAUAUUUCAGUUGGGAGCUCAGCAUCAGACCAGGGGAAGACCCUUGUAACGGCGGAGAUUAUUGGUCAAAUUGUUCAAAUAUGUUUAGGAGAUUUAAUAAUUUGAUGGAUGGAGUGAAGGGUCUUCUGCUGGUGCUGUCUUUUCUUCAACUGUGCAUGUGCAUCUCUCUGUCCAUCUUUUCCGGCCGGGCCAUCGUCCAGGAUGAAACUGAUGCCGAUCCCUAUGGCAGUAACUGCAGUCUCCUGAAGGUUGGGUUGGAUUGCCCCUCCAACCCCUGAAUGGCCAACACAGUUAUGGCCAAGGCUUAUCUAGCCAAAAGUUUAAUCAUCACAUAGGCUAAACUUAAUAACAUUUGCUUUCUUUCUUUUUGAUGGAAUUGUUUGAUAUAAUACGGCCAUUUUCCAUUAGAUGGUUUGUCAUUUUUGUGGUAUAUAUCUGGUAUAGACAUUUCUAUCCAGGAAUGUUCUGUGGGACCUAUAGCACCUUUCUUACUGACUUUAUGAAUAAAAUGCACUUUUUAUUUCAUUA
This is a messenger RNA of Megalobrama amblycephala (Wuchang bream), 1149 nucleotides long. RefSeq lists its product as uncharacterized. Gene Ontology annotation, cellular component: membrane. The transcript is spliced from 7 exons. The record is from RefSeq and is a predicted model, not a curated record. Bases 237 to 899 code for a protein of 220 amino acids. NCBI's taxonomy places the organism in Eukaryota, Metazoa, Chordata, Actinopteri, Cypriniformes, Xenocyprididae.